AACGGCCCCCGAAACUUUCUCCAUCUAGCCGCCACCCGCAGCUAGCUAAGCUACUGUAGCUCGAUCGACCUUCCCCUUCCCCCUCUCCCUCCCGGCGCGCAGAUGGCCGCCGUGCACCCGCCUUCGCUCGCGCCCCCGAGGCCCGGCGGCCGCUUCCCCGCCGACGAAAUCGAGAGCGUCGCGGAAUCGUCGUCGUCGUCUUCCCCGCGCCAACGCCCGCGGCGGCCGACGGCGAGCGGCGGGGAGGACGGGGAAGACGACGACGACGGGUGCAGCAGCUGCGUGGAGAGGGGCGAAGAAGAAGACCCGUACGGCCAGCAGCAGAAGCGGCCGCGAAUGGCGGAGGCUGACGACGAGGACGAAGAGGAGGUGAGCACGGCGAGCUUCUGGUGGAACAGGACACCGGCGGCGGUGUCGGAUCGUGUGAAGCGGCGGCGGGAUGCGGAGGAGGAGGAGGGUCCGGAGCGGGCGGCGGCGCGGCAGGAGGAGGACCGCAAGUUCUGGGAGCUCUGCCUCGCCACAGGGUACCCAUGAUUUCUUCUCCCAAAUUUCAAAAAGCAAGUUGAUCCACCCACCGACAGACCAUGGCAAAGGCCAUGAAUUAACCCCACGAAGCUAAGGCGACCUCAUCACAGAAUUAGCGUGCGCCUUUUCUUAGUUUCUUCUUCUUCUUCCUCUCCUUCUCUGUACAGAUAUACAGCGAGUCUUUAUUAUUUAUUUAAAGGAGAUCGAGUGUCGAUUAAUUAAGCGAGACAGGAACUAGUAAUACAGAAAGUCGUUUAACAAAAUUAAACUGGCGGCUGUUGCUCGGCUUGGCAGCUUUUUUAA
This is a messenger RNA of Brachypodium distachyon (stiff brome), 828 nucleotides long. RefSeq lists its product as uncharacterized. Lineage: Eukaryota; Viridiplantae; Streptophyta; Magnoliopsida; Poales; Poaceae. The transcript has a single exon. The record is from RefSeq and is a predicted model, not a curated record. The coding region runs from base 103 to 534 and encodes 143 amino acids.